CUGUGCCUGUGCAUUUUGAUGAUUGAACCUGGUAACUAUGUUUAGCUGUCCUAAGUGUACCUAAACUGUGAAUCUUGGUGCGUGAAGCUGGUGAAUAUAUAGAGCCAUCCUAAGUGUACGUUGACUGGGAACACUUCCGAGCUGCGCCAUCGCACACGGGUCUGGUGCGACAUGGCUUCCGCAGCAGGAAUCGCGGCUACUGCAAGUUUUGAGGAAAUGAGAACCAUUUGUCAAACCCACGAAGUAAUAAUGACGCUGUGCCCUAAGUAUACGAGCAAACUGUUGGCUUUGGAGUGCAAGGAUAAAGAUAAAAACGUUACUUACAAGACCUACCUAGAAAAAUGUCGCGGUCAGACCUUCACACAAACUGAAUGGAAGAAGCUAUGCGGCUUUUUGGGUGGCAAGUUUGAAACCGAAAAGGACCCCGACAAUUUUGACAUGACGGCACAAGACAAAUUAUUUAAAAUCAUGUUCGAUAUCAAAAAAGACGGGAGAAACUCGACAGAUUUGUUAAAUAAAGUGAAGGCGGUGAAGGACAUUAGAAAUGAUCUCAUGCAUGACGCAGCAUCGAUGAAAGAUCCAAAUAAGGUCCAUGAGAUCAAAGAUACAUUGAUCGAGCUGAUUGAGGAAGGUGGAAGUUUUUAUUCCCUUCCCACCAGCGAAACAGAGGACAUGAAACAUGAGCUGCAACAUAAUAUAGAUAACUGUUUUAGUAUAGGGAACAAACAGCUGGCUCACGUGACAUAUCUUGCACUUACUGAAGGAAAAAGAAUUUCUGACGAUCGUGUUCAGAAAUAUUUCAACGAAAAUCUACCUUUAGACCUUGGCUGCGUGAAAAGAUCUGAGGUAUUUUAUUCGCCUAAAGUGAUGCCAAGUGGACAAAACAAAAAGCCUCUUCCUUACACCAAAAUCUUUGACUCGCAGGAUCGAGUUAUUAUUGUUGUGGGUGUCGUGGGGGCGGGUAAAACAAACGUGCUCAAGAACAUAGCUCUACAGUUUUCUGCAUUGCCGUCCAAUAUCCCGGACUUUUUGAAGGGAUUUGAAGUUCUUGUCUACAUCGAGUGCAGGGACAGAACCAUGAGCAGUCUACAGCAAGUCUUCAUGGAGCACUUUGAAGGCUUGUUUACUGAACCUGGAGAGAAAGCCAGCGUUUUGCAAGCUGUGAAGCAGCUUCACGUUCUGUUCCUGGUCGAUGGGUUCGACGAGGUAAACGAUAUGUCAAUGACUGUUUUGCGUGAGCUCCUGAAAACAAAAUGGCACUCUAACUCUCGCAUUCUGAUCACAAGUCGUCCUCAAGCCUUCAAAGAAGUCAAAACAUUUGUCACGAACAAUGACGCCACCUUCAACGAGUACCGUAUCGCUCCGCUCUCUGAGCUGCACGAGCAGUUGGAGUUCAUCGAAAAAUACGGACGCAGUCUGAACGAGGAUCCUGCGCGGGCACACGCGAUGCGAGAUCGAUUUGCCCGGCUUGACCCAGAAUUACAGAAAUUUUUCACUGAGCCCAUAAAUUUGCUGCAUUUCUGCUCAAUUUUUAAUAAGACUCCGAAAAAUAUUGACCGAUGGAGAAGCUUCAAUGACUUGUCGAGAGACGUAUUAGCUUUAAUAAAAGCAGUCGUGGCAGGAAAGCUCUGCGAUAUCGCUGUCCCAGAUAAAGAUGUUCUUAUCGAUGACCUGAUCAUGGUCGUAGGUAAGUGUGCUUUGGAUUUCCUCUCGCGCAACCAAGUCACUUUCGCUGACCACGAGAUCCUUCGCCUAAAGCGUCAGUGCAUCGACAAAAUGAAGCCUUACGGAGCUAGCGGGAAAUUUGACACUGGAGUGUUCCUCAGCACCAUGCUUAAAGAGAAGAGAUUGCUAUCUGGAGGAACAACCUAUUCCUUUGAACAUAAGUCUGUCCAAGAAGCAAUUACCGCCCACUACGUUGUUGGGCAACUAAUCGACACGGAAGAACCUCUUAAAAAUAUCCUAGGAACUACGAACUCAAGCCUCCUGGAGGUGCUGCUGUAUGUGGCGGCGGAGCUCAGCACCCGCAGCCCUUCCCAGUUCCAGCGGCGAUGGGGGCAGCUGAAGGAAGCGUUGCGCGACGCCGGCAUCGAUACCGGUGACGACAACGGCGAUGACGUGAGGGACUGCAUCGCGCGUUGCCCUGACCACGUCGCGGGGCUGGUGGCCGAGCUCGCCGUCCUGGCGGGGGGUGGAAGCUGGCAUGUCGAGAACGAUAUGCACACUCGCCCCCUACGGCCUCCUGGCCAAACCAAAUUCCUCUUUCUUGACCGCCCCCGGCAACCCUCCCCCCUGCCCUCCUCCCCCCCGCCAGAGCUGUGCGUGGAAGGGGUGGAAGAGGGGUCCUGGGAGGCCGAUACUCCCACAGGUGGCAGGAUAAACGGCUGCUCAAUGUCGUAG
Hyalella azteca is the source of this 2400-nucleotide messenger RNA. RefSeq lists its product as uncharacterized. The coding region runs from base 172 to 2400 and encodes 742 amino acids. The transcript is spliced from 5 exons. The record is from RefSeq and is a predicted model, not a curated record. NCBI's taxonomy places the organism in Eukaryota, Metazoa, Arthropoda, Malacostraca, Amphipoda, Hyalellidae.